Molecule: messenger RNA, 2377 nt
Organism: Euleptes europaea (tarantolino)
Lineage: Eukaryota; Metazoa; Chordata; Lepidosauria; Squamata; Sphaerodactylidae
Gene: SCYL3
Product: SCY1 like pseudokinase 3
Exons: 13
Coding region: 29-2293 (754 amino acids)
Biological process (GO): protein phosphorylation
Molecular function (GO): ATP binding; protein kinase activity
Source: RefSeq, a predicted model, not a curated record
CUGCAAAACGGCUCGAGCGUAUAAGGUAAUGGGCUCGGAGAACAGUGCUUUAAAGCAUGAUGCACUGGAAGAGCCGCCGUUUACGCUGCCCUCCGGAGUCAACAUUUAUCCAGCAGUGCUUCAGCGUGGCAAACUCGCCUCUGUCUUUGUGUAUAAGAGCGAGAACGAGGACAACGUUAACAAAACUGCUAAGCACCUGAAAACUUUACGCCACCCUUGCCUCCUGCGCUUCCUCUCUUGCACUGUGGAAAUCGAUGGGAUCCAUUUGGUCACAGAGCGCGUGCAGCCGGUGGAGAAGGUCCUGGAGAACCUCUCUUCUUCAGAGAUAUGUGCUGGAAUCUACGAUGUUUUGCAAGCUCUUGUCUUCCUCCAUGAUAGAGGAAACCUGACGCACAACAAUGUCUGCCUGUCAUCGGUGUUUGUGAGCGAGGACGGGCAUUGGAAACUGGGUGGCAUGGAAACGGUCUGCAACCAGAAGGAAGCCACGGCAGAGUUUCUGCGUAGCAUCAAGUCAGUACGAGAGAAGACGGGCAUCCCCCCUGAAGAAAUGCGUGCAGAUUUCCAACAUCUUCCAGAAGGCCAGGGCCAUUCCCGGGACGCCUAUUCCUUCGGGGCAAUGGUUGAAAACUUGUUGACUUUUUUAAACGAAGAGGUUUCCGAGGAUGUCCUCUUCGGCUUUCAGCAAACGGUGCGCUCCAUUCUGCUAAAUCCAGAUCCGGCACAUCGGCCUCCGCUGUCCAGUUUGCUGUCCCACGAAUUCUUCAGGAACGAUUUCCUGGAAGUCGUGAGCUUUCUGAACACUUUAACGCUGAAAACUGAAGAGGAAAAAACUGAAUUUUUCAAAUUUCUGCUGGACAGAGUAGCUGGCUUGUCAGAGAAGCUGAUAGCUUCGCGGCUGGUGCCUCUCUUGCUCAACCAGCUCGUGUUUGCCGAACCCGUCGCUGUCAAGAGCUUCCUCCCCCACCUCCUGGGUCCAAGGAUAGAUAAAGUAGGCGAGAAUCAGAUCAACGGCCUGCUUUCUCCGGCGGUGUUCCAGGCGCAUGUCAGCCCGGCGCUGCUGAAGCUCUUUGAGGUGCAUGAGGAGCAUGUGCGGAUAGUGUUGCUGUCUCACCUGGAUGCCUACGCUGAGCUGUUCACUCAGAAAGAACUGAAAAACAUCAUAUUGCCACAGGUUUUACUGGGGCUGCGUGAUACCAGCGACGCUCUGGUGGCUGUAACGCUGCAGAGCUUAGGAGUGCUGGUCUCUCUGCUCGGUCCCGACGUCGUUGUAGGGGGCGACAGGACGAAGAUCUUCAAAUGCUCCGCGCCGAGCUUCACCAAAACCGCCGACCUUUCCCCCCAAGAAUCUCCCACUCACAUAAUGAGCUGCCAGAGUAAGCAAACCUAUAAGCCCCUGCAGAAUAACCCUUCGGGUGUCCUCUUCAAGUGCCCCAACUCUGGAAAUAUGUCCUUCAGCAACAAGAACCAUGUGCCAAGGCAAGACUCUCAUGCGGCCUUCAAGAAAGGGGAACAAGACAGUCCACUGUCUUUAAAUGGUGGUCCUGCUGGAUUAAACGCAUCGAGGAGCGACGGUAGCUGCCGGCUGGGAAUCGAGAAGAUAACGGAGGAAUGGCCAGACUGGAGCGAGUGUGAGGAGCCAGAGACAGAUCAAAGCACAACAGUCUGUACCGGAAGGCAAGAAGAGUUUUGUGCUGGCCGUAGCCCCUGUCUUACCAACCAUCCCGCAGAUAAGAAAACCUGGGCUGACAAGGCUUACCUCCCUUCCUCUCAAAGGUCCUCAGGAAACAGCCCCGAUGCCCUAGGGUCCGACGAGAGCGCUGAGCCUCACCUCCUACCCCGCACGCUGGAGCUCAAAAGAGAAUUUAGAACUCUGCCUUCCAAUUCUUCCUCGGGGCCCAGCAGCAACGGCAGCGGUUAUGACCACAAGGACCUGCAGGACGAAAUCUCCAGGCAGCCCAAGGCAUCGCACCUAGAAAGGUCUCCGAAGCUGGGAGGCGGUUUAGGAGAGGAGUUCACGAUCCAGGUGAAGAAGAAAGAGUUGCAUGACCCUGAACUGGACUGGUUUGCUGAUAUGGUGCCAGACAUCAAGCCGGCAUCAGCGCUCCAGGUUUUGCCAGAGCUGGGGCCCUGUCCUGUUGCUCAGAGCAACUUAGAUGCAGUCUCCAGCAGUGUGGGUGAUGCUCAGAAGGUGCAGUUUUCUGCCAAAUUUGCAGCUGCCGCCGUUACAGAGGUAGAUGACAUUGGCUGGGAAGAAGAAGAGGAGCUGAAGUGGGAAGAUGAAACCAACUGGUGAUACAAGGCCUUUGCACUGGAGUUUGCUGCUUCUACUGUGCCCUGGACAAUUUUUACUCCACAAGCAGCAAAAGGACUCAGAAUA